AUGUGCAUGCUCUCCUCGAUAGUGUGGUUUCACUUUUUGAUUGAUUACUCUUUGUCUACAGAAAACUUCUCAGAGGACCUGUUUGAAGUCGUCUCCUGUUACUUUCCCAUCGACUACACGCCUCCAGCUACAGACCCGUAUGCUGUGAAGAAGGAUGACCUGGUACUGAUGCUGCGCAGCUCUCUGGCGGCGUAUCCCGGCUUCGCUCCCUACUGCCUCCCGCUACUCCUGGACAAGCUGUCAUCCGACAUGCAGUCGGCGAAGAUUGACUCUCUCCUGACGCUGGCGGAGUGUGCAGAGCCAUAUGGAGCUGAAAGUCUCAAGCCAUUUCUACCUUCCAUCUGGCAAGCAGUGAAGAAAGAGGUGUGCAGAUAUAUGCUCAAUGCACUUGGUGUUCUGGUAACCUUCCUUGUGGACAGACUCAAAGAUCAUCACUCGGUGAUACCACAUGUAUUGCGCGGACUGCUAGCAUCGAGUGGGUGUAAAAAUCUAUUGGAAGAGGACAUUGCGAGUCUGCUAAGGGGAAUAUUUAAGGAGGUUCAAGUACAAGCACACAUGCAGGCUGACAGGCGUGCCGUAUUUUCAACGAUUGCAACACUGCUGGAUCACAGGCUUACAGAUGUGUUGCCGCUGGGGGCCGAUUUUGUUUUUGGAUUCAUACAAGUCCUAGACGGGGAAAAGGAUCCUCGGAACCUGUACAUCGGCUUUCGACUCGUCUGCAUCAUCUGUGCACAUUUUCCAAUAGUACUGGUGUUUUCUGUAUUUCAGAGCAACAAAAGUAUCUUGGAUGACGUAUUGCAUCAUAUAUUGGAAGACUGCCGCCACCACCUCGCCGAACCAGAGCUGAAGCUGUUUGCCCCCACGGCCUGCCUGCUGCAGGAGGUGGCGUCCAGUUCUGACCCUGCCUGCUGCAACGUGCUCAGCGAAGUCGUGCCCAUGCUGAUCUCCCAGUUCCAGGCUCACCCGCAGAAUAGCCAUAGAAAAGCACUUCUUGAGACAUUGAUAGGCUUUCUAAAAAUUGCAAAUGUAUUCUGCCAAGCUGAAAAUAAUGCUUCAAGCCCUCUCCACCGCGACAGCGACCAAAUAUCGACCCUGUUCCUAAGCCUGCUCUCGGACAGCGCCGAAGAGAUGAGAUCGGUGGGCAUCCACGGGAUCCGGGUUCUCACGCAGCAGCCCAAGUUGCUCGACAAGAACAGGCAGACGAUGGCCGCCGAUCAUCUCGUUAGGGCCGCGCUAACGGACGGCAGCUGCCAGAUAAGGAAGGAGAGUGCAGAGACCUUGGCCCAGAUGUCCUUGACUCACCCGGAGGUCAUUCAUAACGAGGUGUUUCCUGUCCUGCUGGAUAAACUCAAGGAUGGUUCAAUAGAUGGCAGCACACCCCACGAAGACGUGCUGCUGGUACUUGCAGGUGUUUCGCGUCACGCCGACACAGGAAGGGACGCCAUCGCGCAUAUCAUUUCUUACAUACGUGAUCCUGCUGCGUGCAGUACACACACAAGGCUAGCAGCCGCACUAGAAGCUCUCCUGUCCAUCGUGACGGAGUGGGCGUCGUCGGGACAGAGCCUGGAGUCGGCCGGCAAGGAACUGGUUGUGCAGUUGGCUGCGUUGGCGAGAGCCGGCCGGCUGCGUGUGCCGGAAGGUCACGUGAAGGUCGUGUGCGAUCUGCUGAGGUUGAUUUGCAGCAUGGUGACGCUGUCACUCGACGUUGGGCUGGGGGAAGCUGGACGCACCGCACAGAAGCUCACGCUAUACACGCUGGUGUGGAUGUUCCUCCUGCAGGCAAGAGGUAGUCAUUCUGAGCAAGGUUCUGUCAGAGCUUUCAGCGUGUAUCCUGCCGUGAACGGCAUCCAGUCCCGAACUCGAUACAGUUCUCGACGGGUGUCGGCGUAUCUGGAGACUCGUCUAGCCGGCGGUGGUGACGACGACGCCGGCCGAACCAAGGCCUUCAACCUGUGGGUGUGGAUCAGCAAAGCACUUGUCGUCAGGGCUCAUCCACGCGCUAAUACAUUCAAAUCCAAGUCCUGUGCGAAGCGGCGCGACGGUCCUCUCUCGCGCAUGCACUGCAACGUGAGGCUGAUGUACAGGCAGCGCUUCUUCCUGGAGACAUCGCCGCUGCUGGUGGCCGCCUUCCACUUGGCUCCCAAAGACAUGAAACCACACUACCUGGUCGCUCUAUCUAUCAUGCUGAGGUAUAUACCACACCAGGUCAUGCUGAGCGAGUUUCCACCGCUGCUGCCGCUGCUGCUGGAGUCGCUGGUGUGCGGCGACGCGGACCUGCAGCUGUCCACGCUCGCCGCGCUCUCGGCCCUGCUCACGGACACUCCACAGCUUCUCAUCGGUCACGCGGACACGAUCGUGCCUCUACUACUCACACUCACGCGCCGCGAGGACAGCAUGAAGCUGCGAAUCUCCGCUCUGGACUGUCUGAGAAUAGUAUCCAGUCUACCCCAUCAGGUUGUGUUUCCACAUCAGCAGCAGGUAAUUCGACAGCUUUCUGCAGCCCUGGACGACAAGAAACGUUUAGUGAGGCAGGCUGCAGCUAAAACCAGAGGAGAAUGGUGUAUCUUAGGCAGCAUGGUCAAGAAUUAAUAGAAGGAAGACGCGGGUCAAUUGUAGGCAGCACAUGUGUUGCUGCACAUCUACAUGCAUGUUCAACUAGUCCUGAAGUUUUAUUGUGCCUAGAAAGUUGAAUUAGAAAUACAAACUGUAUGAUAACUGCAGAACAA
Molecule: messenger RNA, 2726 nt
Organism: Priapulus caudatus
Lineage: Eukaryota; Metazoa; Priapulida; Priapulimorpha; Priapulimorphida; Priapulidae
Product: MMS19 nucleotide excision repair protein homolog
Exons: 22
Coding region: 1-2589 (862 amino acids)
Biological process (GO): iron-sulfur cluster assembly
Cellular component (GO): cytosolic [4Fe-4S] assembly targeting complex
Source: RefSeq, a predicted model, not a curated record